GUGAGAGUUUAUUUUAGUUUUUUAUUCUUAACCCCAAACCAAUUACCGAAAAUGAAAAAUUACAAAAAAUUUACACAACUUCAUUGAGUUGCUUUAUCUUUCCACAUACCUUAUCUGAAUUUUAAAUUCUUAUAAAACAUAUCAAUUAUUAAAUUUUUUAGAAACACUUUAAAAGUCAUUAAGCAUUUCCGACAACUCCAAGACAAACCGAACAUAUAAAGACCACUCGCCCACCCACCCAAAGCAGCACAUGUCAACCUCAACCCAUCGAUCCACAGCACACGCCCUCACUCCACCACUUUCAUUUAUUUACUCUUCACUGGUUUGAUUUGCGAGUUGUUGAUUGCAUGGAGGAUUUAAUGCUUCCAUUUCUCGGUUUGCUACUACAUUGCCCGAGGGUUAAUAAGUGGAUAAGUAGUAUGUAUGCAGGAAGCAAACUUCUGUGUAUUAUAUGGGGAAUAUAUCGCAUAUUUACAAUCAUUCCCCAGUGCAAACGAACGACCCCGCUGACCACUUGGCUGUGUUUGUGUCGAGAUCGAGACAAACACCCGAAUGCAACGAGUUCAAUGGGAAUAAACCGAAUAUUUGUUGAAAUGUUUGCGUUGAUUGCUCAAAGUUGUUUUCUUAUUUCAUCACUUCAACUCGACGUCUGUCAACGCAACCCGACGUCUGUUUGCCGCGUCUGUCAUCCGUUAAACCGCCGGCUGCAAUGAACACUCGAUGCUUUGAUGUGCUAAUACCAACAACACUGCAGGCAUAACAGCCAAACUCCCGUCACAUGUUGUCCGGAGAGCUUGCGUGUGUGGGUGGGCGGCGAGCUGACUGACAUGCCAAAUGAGGGUUAAAAACACUGUUUGCCUCAAAGCAGGGAAAUGUCAGUGCUGCAAACGGUAAACCACCACUUUCGCUCAGCUGUUUGACGUUUGUUGUUUAAUUGUUUACUUAAUUUUUCGAUUUUGAUAAUUCUUUUAUUUUCAAUUGUAUUAUAAAUGUUUGUUGUUUCACGUUGUUUGUGGCGUUCAUCGUCAAAUUUUAAUUGAAUUUUCAAUUUUUCGAUUGCGGUUUUGAGUGCCAUGCAUAUUCAUUUACAAUACAAUUUGUUUUUCUUUGCUCUGUUUAUUUACAGAAGUUGUAUUAUUGGCCCGGAAUUGACGAUAAAAGUCUGCUCCAUUGGCACUGUGAUAAAUCGUAUCGCAUACGCGGCCGACUACUGUCAGCUGGAGGGUACUUCCGGUCGACAAACACAACCGAUGCCCAUACGUUGGAUGGCCUGGGAAAGUGUGCUGUUGGGCAAAUUCACAUCGAAAUCAGAUGUUUGGUCCUUUGCAGUGACGCUCUGGGAGAUAUUAACCUUUGCACGCGAACAACCCUACGAACAUUUAUCGGAUGAGAAAGUGAUUGAGAAUAUCGGACAUAUCUAUGCGGAUGACAAAUUGCAUGAACUACUGCCGAUGCCACUAAAUUGUCCGCGUGAAAUUUACGAUUUAAUGUGUGAGUGCUGGCAGCGCAACGAAUCGAGUCGACCGAAUUUCCGUGAGAUUCAUCUAUUUCUGCAGCGAAAAAAUUUGGGCUUCAAGCCCAACAACACAAUGCAUUACUAAGGUGGUGUUGUGUUAAAAAAAAUAACCAACGAUUUAUAAAACUGCUAGUGAACUUUAUUAAGUAAAAACGAAAAUGCAUGUAAAAAAUUGUCUGCAUAAAAUCACAAUGAUUGGCGCCGCCUGAAUGGCCGUAAAUACUUAGUAUUUGAAUUAAAGAUUAUAAAUUUAAUUUAUAAGUAAAGCAAAACUCGGCGAAUUUAAUACUUAAAGACAUAGUAUGUAUGUAGCAAAAGCUACCUUGUGUGUGAAAAAACAAAAACCUUUUGUUUAGUCAGUAAAUAAGUAUUUAAAUAAGUAGGUACAUAAGGUUAGAUGUCAUUACAAAACAUUUAAUUCUAAAAAAAUAUAUAUUUAUAGUUAAGUAAUUAAUUAUUUUACGCUAAACAGCUAAUAUUCGUCGAAAAGGCGAAUAAUGAUUGCGUGAUGGUGUAAAGUGUUGCAAGUUUUUAAAUAACAUUAUUAAUGUUUUUAUAUUUUGUGGCAUAUUGUUGGUCAAACAUUAAGAAAACAUGAUUUCAUCGAACCGAUGAAAAUUAUUUUCAGCUCAAAAAGCACACUGUCUAUUAAAAAGCUAAAAAGUAAACAGUUUUUUUGUUUCAAAUUAACUUAAACUUGUUUUCAUUGAAUCGAUGAAUAUUUACUUGAACUCAAAAAAUGUGUAUUUUCAAUCAAAAAAUUUAAAGAUUUGCUUUCUUUCAUCGUUCUUUGACUAAAAUGUAUAUGUGUCUAAUAGCUGAUUAGUCAUUUGAAUCAGAAAUCUAUAAAUUUGCAUUCAGAAAAUAACACACUAUUAACGGUUUAACUCAUUGUUUGGCAAAACUACGAGUCCUAUAGAAAACUGUCAUAUGGCAAAGUUGUAGGUAAUAAAAAGAUCGACAACUUUUGUAUUAACACUUUUUUCACAAUUUUUUAUUUUAAUUUUGAACAAAAAAUAUUUUUCAUUGACGAAAUUUGGUGACUCAUAGCCAAAUUAAAAUUAAUUAGUAGUUUUCGAAGAUAGUUGCAAUUGAUCAUAGAUUUCCUUGAAGCGAUGAAUAUUUGGUUUACCAUAAAAAAGAAACCUAAUGACAGAAAAUACUUAUUUUGGUAAAAGCAAAAAAAAAAAAUAAUAAUUUUAAAUAAAUUUCAUGGAAUGGGUUAACAUGCAACUUAAAAUAAAAAUUUGCCAUAAUUAUAUUAUUUAAAUUAUGUUCUACGUGCAAAAUAAGAAUAUAGCAACUUGUAGUUAGGGAGCACUGGUUAUCAGGGGCGGCACUUAAUCUUGCCAUAAGUUCUGUUACAAGUUCAGGCCGUUAUCAAAAAGAAACUAUCAUACAUUUUAAAAUAAAAUGUAUUUUAAUUACUAAUGCAUAUAUUAAAUGAGCGAUAUUCAAAAUUUUAUUCGAAACGAUCAUCUCUUGCUUUCAUACAGGCCCAUAAAUAUUUCGAAAAUUGAUCAAAAGCAGCACACACAGUUUCUAUUGGUAUUGAUGACGCUGUUCGAACCAAAGACUCUCCAACUCUGACUCUCUACAUUUUGCAGUCCAAUAUAUUCAAUUCUAAACUUCUAGGUGGCCAAUCUGCGGGUAUUAAACCAGGAAUAUUGCUUUUUAGCUACUGCUGAGUGGUUUUUGCCUCGUGUGCUGGAACAGAAUCUUGUUGGAAAAUCGACUGUUCUCCAUCGAAGAGAAUAUUGCUUAACUGUAUUUACACGUCUUCUAAAACAUCCUGCUGGUACACUCUAAUUUUAAGCCCUGUUUCCUGCCUUUACAGAAGACACAGGAUUAUUAUUAUAUUAUUUUCGUCGAUUCGAUGAAUAUUAGCUUCAGCGUUAGCAAACUAAAUAUAUUAAAAUGUUGGCACUAUUGUAGGUGAAAGCCAAUAUUUGAAACUAAUUUUAAAUGCAAAUAGCAUUAAGCAUAUGUAAAUUUCUCUCAAAUGGCCAAUUUGAGGCCUCAAAGCGAAUACACAUCACUAGCAUUUCUAGCAUAUGUGUAGAUUUAGCGGUUAAAAUUAAUACUAAUUAAUACUAAUGUGUUUAUGUAUAUAACGAGAACUUAAACGAAUGCGAUGUAAUCUUAGAUGUAAGUUGAAAUUUCUGUAGGUAUAGGAAAAUGAGAAAUAUUUUCUACGAAGGCUUUAGUUCAAAAAAAUUUUGUAGUUCGCUGAAAAUUAUUAAAAGAAAACCUACAUUGAAUUUUUAAAUUUCUUUUAAGUAUUUUUCGUAUUUUUGUAUAAUUUUUCAUUUAAAAUAAAAUUAUUUUUUAACAAAUAAAUUUGAUUUUUUAUUAUAAAAAACUUAUUUAUUCAUCUAUAUAACCGGUUUUCAUCUUUUCUCUAUAUGCUUAUGAAUAAAUAAUCUUAAAUAUGAACGAAGUUGCAUAUGAUAGUAAUAAGCUAACUAAAUUCUAAGCUCACAAACACACAAAGAAAUAUAUAAAUUAAAGCAUUGAAAUGCAAUAAGUAAUAAGUUAGACGUAUGUGUACCUAUCUCCGCCGCCUGACCUGUCUACAAAGAAUCCAAUUCUCAGCAAAUCAAAUACGAAAAUACUCUAAAUGCUUCUAUUAAAUACAAGAAAACUAUUUAACUGACAAAGUUUUUGUGAAAAAAGUAAAAAUAUGAACUACAUAGACACUAACACUAUAUAUUUUAUGCAUGUACACUGGUUACCAAAACUAUACAUAUAAUAUAUUGCAUUUAAAGGUUAGUAGAGCAAACACAGAAUAUAAAACAUUUGUUUUCAUUGCGAAAUUCUAUAUAUUAAUACGAAAUUAAAAUGCUGUUAAGUAAUGAAAAAAAUGUAGUUUCUAAAAAAAAAAGUAAUUUCUGAAAAAUUUAGUAAAAUAACAGUAUGUUGAGAUACUAUGUAGAACCUGCAGAUAUGUAAAUGUUUUUGACAAUAAGAAAAAGCAAAAAAGGUUUAAAAAAAUUUAGCAAUUUAAAGCAGUCUGAAAGCUAAGACAAUUAAGUUUAAUAAAUUUAUUCUCUAUUAAUUUGGCAAAAUUUUGUUUUAUUUUAAUACAUAUAAACAUACAUAUGUACAAUAUAUACAAUAUUAUAAAACAAAUAUUAUAUAAAUAGUUUUUGUGCAAAACUUUUUUUAAGUUUUUUUUUUUAAUUAUAAACAUUUCAAUAAAUAAAAAUAUAGUAUUUUUAUAAAAUUUUUGGUUUUAUUAAUAUAUAUAUUACAAAAAAAUAUAUAGAAUAUUUUUGUAAAAAAAUAUAUAUAAUAUUUUUGUAAAAAAAAUUUUAAGCUGUUUUUUUUUUAAUUUUUAUGAAAAAUUAUAUUUUUAAUAAUUAAUAAUUUUAAUAAUAAAUAAUAAUUUUUUAUAAUAUGCAUUUAAUUUUUUUAUUAAAAUAUAUUUUAAAAAAAAUUAUAAAAAAAUGUUUUUUAUAUAUUUUUUAUUUAUAGAAAUGUUGAUAAUUUAUAUUUUAUAAUAUUUUAAUUUUUAGAAAUUAAUAGAAUUAUGGUGAUUUUGUGUCAAUUAGGUGCAUAUCAAUUAACAUUUACAACUACUUUGCAACUUUGAGUUGAAUUUUAAAAAAUAGUCGCUUAUCUCUAUGUACACUUAAGCUUUUUCCAAGUCUCAACACCAUAUCAUUAUCAUUUAGCUACAAUUCAGAAUUUACUAUUAAAACUAUGCACUUUUAAAAAUAUUUUGCUGCAUAGCCACACCUUCAUAGUUACCAUAUAUAUUUAUGUAUAUGAAAAAUACUAUUGGAAAUAUAUUUCUAGAACAAGAUUAUCUCAAGUAGAAAGAAACUAGAAAUCAUACACAUCAAAUUUCCCUUGUGCCUUCUUCUGCUAUAACUUUUGACUUUCGUAUUUAAAAUAAUGUUUUUAAUUUUUUUUUUUUUUACAAAAGAAAUAUACCAUUAGCAGGCUUGAAAGUAUUUUGAUUAACACUAGGACGUUUACGAGUUAUCAAUAUCACAUGCUUAUAUGACAAAUGGAGAAUGGAGUUCCAAUUCGACGAAUGUAUUUAUAAUAUUAGCAGUCUUCGAUUCGCCAUUUCUCUGCUCACUAUGCUGGCACACUGCUCUCUUUCAAAACAUUUACGUGUAAAUCAAUAACAAAGCUAACGAGUUAAACUAAUGCAAGAGAGUGCGCGGAUCCCGCACUAAAGUGGUAUAAUCGUUACCUUCAAUGCUACCAAGUUUUUUCGAGUUUUUCACAUUUUAGACCAGUUUACUAUUGUAAAUGGAUCAUUUGGAAAAAUACUAUUAAAAUUAACAUUGACACAAUUUUGUAUUAUUUUUCAAACUUAAAACUUGAUUUAAAUUAAGCUUUUAUAAAAAUAAGUACAACUCCUAACUCAGAGGUUACUAAAAAAAAUUUUUUUUUUUUGUUUUUCACAUUUUAGACCAGUUUACUUUUGGGAAUAGGUCAAAAGACCUAUUUUCUCGCAAAAUACCACCAUUACAUGUACAAUUAUUGAGAUUAUACUCUUUUAUAACCAGUUUAUAUUUUCUUUGGAUUUUAAGUCCAUUAUCAUGAUUAUUUAAUUCACAUUUUAAAUCAGUGAUAUCCGCAGUCAAAAAGCUCAAUUAAUCACAGAAAGAGAGGAUAAGAGAGCGAGCGAGAGAGGCAAGCAAAAUAAAUUUUUUGUUUCCAAGUAUCAGCAAGAUAUUUCAAAUCACUAAUCGUCAUAAAAACUACUUCAAUAAUACUCCACUUAACUUUAAACAACAGCAUUAGAAUGGCUAUUAUUUGUUCCAACAACUUCUAUAAACUGAAAUAAAAAGCGCUUUGGAUCCAUAAAGCAUUUAUUUCUUAUAAUAAGAUACCCCGUCAUACUGGCCUUAAACUCCAAAACCCAAUAAAACGACUUUUUGAAACCGUUGAAAGAACUUUACCAGGCAGAAGCAUCAGUCUGUUUUCUUCAUAAAGUUGAAAGUGAUCACAUAUGAAGUGAGCAGUUGCACGUUUUAAGACAAUAUCGCUCUCUCUCACUAUCUCUGCAAGUUUAAGCGAACUUUAUGUAAGCGAUUAUAUCCACUUGCAAGUCAGAAAAAGUUACUUAAAAACUUGUUAAAAAUACACAAUUUAAAAAAUUCAAUGUACUUUAAAAAUCGGUGAUUCUUGUUUUAAAAAUUUUAGAUUCCCUUGAUCCCGUAGGCGAUCUUCAGGAAGACCGCAAAAAAAGAUGUCUGGCGAUAAUCGAAAUUAUUAUCAAAAAUCGAUUCUUCGAUCAUCAUCUGAAAAAUAUACCGAAAGAAGUCGUGUGGAAAUUUCAAGUCAAUCAGUUCAGCCGUUUCGGAGAAAUUUUCCUCACAGACUCUGAAAAAGCGCUCAUAGAUCUUUGUCGAAUCAGCAUCAAAUUUUCGAUAUAUAUUCUAAAAUAUAUGUUUAUUCGAUAUAUAUCCAAAAAAAAUCGUUUUUUGAAAUUUACAAGUGGAUAUAUGUAAAAACAUAAGAUGUUUCAAUAACUCACCGGUUCCAUAUUUCUUCCAUAGACAAAAAUUAGUGUUUUCGUAGCAUUAAAAAAAUUAUCAUAUGUGAGCAGUGUUCUGACAUAUUUCUAGUUUUGAAACUCAUAUAAAAAUCGUAGCUGAGCUUAUUAAAAAUGCUGCUUUCAUCAAAGAACUUCUUCCAUGAAAAGCUAUAAAAAGCGAUCUAAUAUUGAUCAACCUAAAAAAGUGUAUAUUUCAUCAAUUUAUUAAAAUUUUAAUUUCUUUAUUAAUUUUCAUACUGUUAGCUUCCUCUAUUGUACAUAAUUAUUCACUAUUUACCCUCACUUAAUCCAAAGAGCUUUUUCUACCCUCUGUAGUGCGUAUCUUCUGUUGCUUCCAAAAAGCUUUAAAUAUGAAAAAAUAAAAGGUUUCGCUACCAAUUACAAGUCUUAGAAGAAAAAAAUCAUGAUUUGUGCAAUUUUUUAAUAUUAAGAAUGUAUUAUAUAAGCAUAUACAUAUAUGUCACGGAAUUAUAAAUGUAGUUUUAAUUAAGUGGAACUUCACUAAUAAUAAAAAAUUGCGAUUAUGAAUUAAUGAUAACAAAAAGCUAUUGUACUAAAUUACGUAAAUGUGUAACUACAAAAUACGCUUCAAUGAAGUAGAAAGCAAACUUGAUAUUUAUGUAUGUGUGUAAUUAACUAUUUAUAUAUGCAACAAUGAAUUAAUAGUGUAUGUAUGUUUGUAUGUGUGUUUUUUUUUACAUAAAGCUUGCGCGAACUUUUUUGAUGAGAAAUCGCUAAAACCACUUAUUUGCUGAAAUAUUGUGAGCAUUUAAUGGUAAAAAUUAAAAUAAAAAAAUUAAACAAAAUUAAAUAAUAUAAAUUUAAUUAGAGGUAUUUGAAGGAAAAAAUUGCAUUUAUUGUAUAUUUCAAGGAAUUUGUAAAGUAAAUAAAAGAAUUGUAAGGGAAUGAAGUAAAUUUAUGAAUUGAAAAUUGUAUUUAACUUUUGUUAAAGCCAUAUAUAUAUGUGUAUAAGUAUAUGUAAAACACACACAUGUAUACAAAGCGAGUAUAUACAGAUGACUAAAAACAGUUUUGAAGCUAUAUUUUGGUGUAAGUACGUAUGUAUAAGUGAAAUUUUUUAAUGGCAGUAACACUUUUUUGCAAUUUCAAAUUCCUUGCUUUUAAAAAAAUUAAUUGAUUAUUUAAAAAAUAAUAAUUAUAAGUAAAAGACAUUAAAUGUUAUUGUUUCGCUAACAACGAAUAAACGUGAAUGUAGCUGUAAUGUAAUACAUGGAGCAAAGCAGUAUGUGAAGAAAACUCAAUUAAAUUUAAAAGAAAAAUAAAUUAUUUAUUAUAUGUUUGUAUAUAUAAUACAUAAGUGCAAUCAGUGCGAAAACUUACUAAGCACUCAACUUUUAAAUUAUUUUUCACAAUUUUUAAGAACUUUUAAGUGUGCAAAUAUGAAAAUUAAAU
Molecule: messenger RNA, 8450 nt
Organism: Bactrocera oleae (olive fruit fly)
Lineage: Eukaryota; Metazoa; Arthropoda; Insecta; Diptera; Tephritidae
Source: RefSeq, a predicted model, not a curated record